ACGGCCUCGAAGACUGCAGCCCCGGGCGAUGGGGCGAUGGAAGCGCUGAAGGGAGUCCAAAGCGUUCGUUUCUUGGGUUCCUAGUUAUCUAUGUCUUUCCUGUCCUGAUCUUCCAUUUGUUUGUUUUGAUCAUCAUCUUCUUGUCCAUGGCACUUGUUCGCUUCAUACAUUUUAGUCACUUUCACCUUCUACCAUAGUAUCGAGAUCUCAAACAGCCUCGCCUGGUGCGGAGCCGUGUCAAGGUCCGUGUGUCAGUGUUCUGCGGCACGGUCAUUUCCUCUCAGACUAAUACUGUGUCAAGUGUGCGUUUCAAAAAGCCCUCUUGGCCUGUGUGUCGAGUCUCGACCUGCCGCAGCAACGUAGACGAAUUGUGGACCGCCAGAGCAGAUUGUCAGAGCUACAGCCCUCUCAUUUAACCUAGCGAGCGCCAUGAAUACCGCCUCGUCGCAGCCAUACUUCUACGAGGUGCCGCUGGGACGGUCGAAUACUACCACACACAAUAAUGCGCCGAUGUAUUAUCUCGAGAAGCCAUUGGCCAGGUCAAACACAACGUCGACAACCUCUACAAUGACGGAACGGACGCGGUCAACACCUCUGUCGAGGUUGCUGUUGUCGGGGGAGGUUAGCGGUGAAGCGCCUCGAGGCCUGACACUGAAAGAGAAGUUUGAAAGAUGGAUGGUCAACGAAGGGUCGAGGCGGAUGCUGGUGGGAUUGUUCGUGCUGGUUCACGGACUGAUAUUCGCAUUUGGCUUCAUGAACUAUCAACUAAAAGACAACCUCACCACAGCACGCUCGACUUUCGGCAUCACAUACCCGAUCGCACGAGCCGCAGCGCUGGUCUUACACUUUGACAUCGCGCUCAUCCUGUUCCCCGUCUGCCGAACGCUGAUAUCUUUACUGCGCCAAACACCUCUCAACAGUAUCGUACCCUUCGACAAGAACAUCACCUUCCACAAACAGAUCGCUUACUCUAUCGUCUUUUUCACAUGGGUUCACACCAUUGCGCACUGGAACAACUUCGCCCAACUUGCGGCCAAGCAGAAGCUGGGCAUCGUCGGAUUCUUGAAGAUCAACUUUGUCACUGGCCCUGGUUGGUCCGGUUAUGUGAUGCUGUUUGCCUUGAUGGCGAUGCUCCUGACAUCAAUUGAGAAGCCCAGGCGCGCAAACUACGAGCGCUUUUGGUCCACACACCAUUUAUUCAUAAUUUUCUUCGUGUUUUGGUCGGUGCACGGUGCCUUCUGUAUGAUCAAGACCGACACCGCACCUUUCUGCUUCGGCACUGGUGUCUUUUGGGAAUACUGGAUGUACGGUGGCUUUGCCUAUUUAUUGGAGCGAGUCCUGCGAGAGAUCCGCGGCCGACACAAGACUUUCGUCACAAAGGUCAUUCAGCAUCCCAGUAACGUUGUCGAAAUACAAAUGCACAAGGAAAGAACGAAGACUAGGGCCGGUCAGUACAUCUUCCUCUGCUGCCCCGAGGUCUCCAUCUGGCAAUACCAUCCAUUCACCCUCACCUCUGCUCCUGAGGAAGACUACAUCUCAGUCCAUGUUCGCAUGGUGGGCAACUUUACCAAAGCCCUUGGCAAGGCUCUCGGAUGCGAAGAAAGCAAAGGCGGAAGAGGCAGUGAUGGCGGCGCAAAAAAGCAGCGAUCGGAGGUUAUGUCGAUGGCUCCAGGCGCCGGUGGUCUAACGAAGCUUCUACCCCGAAUCUACGUUGAUGGUCCUUUCGGAUCUGCCUCUGAAGACGUGUUCAAAUUCGAGACCGCUGUCCUCGUUGGUGCCGGUAUUGGAGUGACUCCUUUUGCCAGCAUUCUCAAGUCUAUCUGGUACCGCAUGAGCACCGGCAAAGGCACCAACAUACGCCUGCGCAAAGUGUACUUCUUCUGGAUCUGCCGAGAUUUUGGGUCUCUGGAAUGGUUCAAGAGUCUACUUAUGGCUAUCGAGUCGCAAGACAAGGAACAUGCCAUCGAAAUCCACGCCUAUCUGACUGCCAAAAUCUCCGCCGCGGACGCGAACAAUAUUAUGCUCAACUCAACCGAUGCUGACGCCAUCACCGGUCUACGGACGCCUACCAACUUUGGCCGUCCGAACUGGGACAUGGUAUUCCGAGCCGUACGGAAACUGCAUUCUCCUGGCGAGGCUGGAGUAUUCUUCUGUGGACCGAAGGGCCUUGGCUCACAAUUGCACGUCAAGUGCAACAUGUACAGCGAAGGCGACAAAGGCUUCAACUUCGUAUGGGGCAAGGAAAAUUUCUAAAGCAGGAUUUCUUUCAUUCCCCCCCGCCGACAUUUUCAGCGUGUUCAUUACGAGGCGUACUAAUAGCGCAUGUUUGGAACAUCUUGCAUUGCCACUGGGGUAGAAGGAACUGGUGCUUUGAGAUAUCGGCGGGAAAGUUAGAGGUGGUGCAAUUGGUCUUUCGCAGUUGCUCCCAAUGCGCACAGCGUUGCCAGCACGCCCAUCUUUCCGGCAAGAAACAACGACUUUUGCCUUGUCACUUGUAUCAAUUUAUAUAGAGAUACCCAGAUUGCGCUCCGUCUAUGAGAACCACGAGGUGUAGAAAUGAGAAUUUUGCAGAAACUGGCGA
Exophiala xenobiotica is the source of this 2581-nucleotide messenger RNA. RefSeq lists its product as uncharacterized. Bases 430 to 2253 code for a protein of 607 amino acids. Gene Ontology annotation, cellular component: NADPH oxidase complex; plasma membrane. Gene Ontology annotation, molecular function: superoxide-generating NAD(P)H oxidase activity. The transcript is spliced from 2 exons. The record is from RefSeq and is a predicted model, not a curated record. Gene Ontology annotation, biological process: defense response; superoxide anion generation. NCBI's taxonomy places the organism in Eukaryota, Fungi, Ascomycota, Eurotiomycetes, Chaetothyriales, Herpotrichiellaceae.